Messenger RNA from Spodoptera litura, 2761 nucleotides. It is a transcript of the gene spdo, whose product is annotated as sanpodo. NCBI's taxonomy places the organism in Eukaryota, Metazoa, Arthropoda, Insecta, Lepidoptera, Noctuidae. The record is from RefSeq and is a predicted model, not a curated record.
AGUAUAGGGUUUAUUUUCACUUUGCUAGAGCUAUUUGAAUUUGGAAUUCAAACAGCGCGUGCCUGUUUGCAGGGGUGCGCGGACGCCGUUUCCGACCCCGGUGUUUUUUUGAAAAAGGAAUAAUUUUACAGUUGACGGUUAAACGUCGAACUGGAAAGACGUGUGUAUUUUAAGAAUUUAAUAUAUAAUUACUAUUUUAUACUUAUUAUAAGUUGUAGUGUUAGUUUCUAAAGUGCUUUCAAAGUGAAAAAUUAAAUAAAAAUACCAAACAAAUUGGUUAAAACCUAGGUACACAAAAAGUAUUUUAAGAAACAGUUUUAGAUUUUAGUUCUUCGUGUUUAAAAUUAGUUUAAAAAAGUAGUGCUUAACAAAAUUGUUUAAAACCUAGUGUUUAAGUGACUAAGUGUAAGAAAAUCAGUCGAGUCGAACGGUUCCGGUGCAAGAACACCCCUUCAGAAGACAGGAAUCAUGCUAUAACGACUAUUUAAGUACUUAUAAUCAACCCGGGGAAGUACUACGCUUAAAAAAAACAAUGGAUUCACCGAAAAUCGUGUACAAAUAUUAUACAAAUCAGGCGUUUUGUCCACAAAGCGAAUCGGCAUACGCACAGCAAAAAUGCAAAACGAGAAUAGUUUCGCCAGAGAGGCAACGCAUGCCGCCUUUAGGCGCAAACUCUCCAAGGAAGACAGAAGUGAACAACAGAAUUUUAAGGACAGAUAUAUCUGAUAAUCCUUUACGCAUGUCUCCAGCUGGAGCUCCAAGGUACAGAGAUGAUGAGCCGCCAGAACUACCACCAAAACCUGCCAAAUUUCUUAACAGAAGCUUCCAGCGUCAGUCUUCUUUAGUCUACAAACCUACCCGAUCAGUUCGUUGCAGAACAAGAAGUGAGGACCUGGAAAUGGCCCAAUUAAAACAGCAGAGACUAUCUAGAUAUGACAGACGAGCAGACAGUGAUGAUGGACUGGAAGAUAGCAGGACAAAACAUAGGUACGAAGUCAUACAAGAUAUCGACGAUAUAGUUGAUUAUUCGCCUACAAAAAAGCGCAUAGUGCAAGCGAAAGCUGACGAAAUAGAUGAAUACAAUGUCGAUGGACCAGACGAGAACGAACUGAAAGAAAUACCAACGGAAAUUGUCAAAACUGUGAAUGGAAGAACACUGAGAUACGCUAUAAUACCAUCUGAGGAUGAGGAGCCGCGGAAAAUGAAUGUGACGUUCACAUCACCAGUAAUGUCAAAAAAGAAUUUGAUUGCGACGCAAAAGCUUCACGAACUGCUGUCAACGCCUAGGAAAUUAAAGAGCUAUGCCAGCCAGCCUUCAGUUAGAAUAACGCCGAAUAAAUCUGUAGAAAAUAGGUAUUCUGAGACGCCUAGAAAAUUUGCUGCAAGCACUCCUACGCAAGGAGUAACACCGUCUAAGUCCUGUGCUAAUCUGACAUCAAGAACAAGUGUUCCAACUUCUCCUAUCUCCCCGAAAGCUCAGCAGAAACUAAACUACGGUCUGCCUGAACAUCUAGCUGAAAAUCAGCCGUCUUUUGACAGGCACGAUGUCUUCGUGACUAGUUUCAGAGAGAAGAGAGACAGGAGUUUCGAAUUGGAGAGGGAGUUGAGUAGAGAAAAGCGGGAUUAUGACAAGAGAAGAGAAAGUCAGAGAAAGGAUAAAAAUACCGCUGUUAUUAUACCCAGAGUGGCAGCACCACCUUCAGUGUAUUCCGAAGAGACGUACAAAUCGUUUUCAAGCAUUAAAACUAUAUCAGGAGCUACCGCCUCCUUGCUGAUCGCAGCUGUGAUGCUGACCAUGUGUGGAGGAUUGACAACAGGGCUAAGUUUCUACAUGAUGUAUGCUAUUGGCAGGCGCUACUAUUUGGACUUUGGCGUGCUGGCUGGUUUCACGUGUUUCCUUCUAGGACUACUUGGAUUAAGAUCACGAAGGCAACAGUUAUUACCAAAUAGAAAUUAUAUUUCGGGCUACAUCGUGUUAUCUUCAUUCUCACUCCUCAGCGCCUUUGGUCUCCUUAUUCUUCUGUCAGUGGAACCCAAGUCAGGAACGCCAUUAAAUGACAUAACAUCAGGAGCAGUCUGUGGUUUCAGUAUUUUGUCACUAUGCCUCGCGUCUAUUGGUGUUCUAGCUUCAUACUGUUGUGCCAAAGAUCCACCUGAUAAUCGAGUUGGGUCUACUAGGUGGUAUUGAAUUAAUUAUCUGUGGUUAUGGAUUUUUCGACAUGAAGGUCAAGUGUAAAUCUAAUAAGAGAUCAUGGGGCGAUAAACGGUGAUAAUAGAAAGAGACAUGUUUGUACUAUGAACAUAUUUUUAUAUAUCGAUGUUAGCGACACUAUUUUAACUCGUUUUGAUUCGUUAGUCUAAAAUACCCCUAUCUCUAUUCUCUGAAGGAAAAGACUAUACUAAGUAUUGUGCGAGUGCGAACGAGUGCCUAUAUUAAUGUAAAUGACAACAAUCGCCAGAAAACAAAAUUGCUAUGGUGUAUUAUGGAGGCGGUGUGUCUGUAUUUUUUUAUAGUGAUAUUUCGUUAAAUUGUAUUCCAAAUUAGUAUUUUUUUUUAAUAUUUCCUAGAUAUUCGAUUAAUAUAAUUUUAUUGCUUCUGUAUUUGAACUUCAUAUUUGUUUUCUUUAAUUAUUUGGCGAACUAUAAGUACUUAAUUAGAAUAACGAUUACUUAUUACGAAAAUACCAAAGUUGGACAUAAUUUGAGAUUGAUUGUACUUUUUUUUAAUAAUUCUAUAAAUUGUUGUAAAUUUUAAAUAAAU